Messenger RNA from Sphaerulina musiva SO2202, 2815 nucleotides. RefSeq lists its product as uncharacterized. The transcript is spliced from 2 exons. Gene Ontology annotation, biological process: protein deubiquitination; ribophagy. Gene Ontology annotation, cellular component: Ubp3-Bre5 deubiquitination complex; ribonucleoprotein complex; cytosol. The record is from RefSeq and is a predicted model, not a curated record. Gene Ontology annotation, molecular function: mRNA binding. The coding region runs from base 367 to 2094 and encodes 575 amino acids. NCBI's taxonomy places the organism in Eukaryota, Fungi, Ascomycota, Dothideomycetes, Mycosphaerellales, Mycosphaerellaceae.
ACCUACCUGACCUUACCUUACCGAUACUAGGUACCUUACACCUUACUGUCGGCCGUUUGCACUUGCACUUCUUCGAGUCGUUGCUUCCCAAUAGCUUUGUGCUCAUCUCAUCGCUUCAAUCAUUCAGCAAUAACAACGGGCCGCCCAGCGCGUCUUCCGGGUUUUUUCCUCUGCAGUGCGCACCACCCACCUACCACGUACGAAUCAUCAACUCGACUGCUCUACCAUCUCCCAAUACGAUUCGACGUCGCGGCUUGACGGUCUCAGUGCUGCUGCCUCCCAUCCUCGUCGCAUCCAUCCAGUCACCUCUCCUCCACGCGCCGACGCCGCCACCACUCACCACCUCAUCUCUCUCUACCUGAAAGCAUGGCUGCGGAGGUGACAGGCCUGCCUAACGGCAACUACGGCAUGCAUCAGUCGUACGGCGGCGGAGACCAGAACAGCUUUGGCUAUGCCAGCAACAACCAGAACUCGCAGCCGCCCGCCACCACCAGUAACGCUCCGCCAUCUUCGUCCACGCCCUCCAAUGCCAGCGCCAACCCCCAACAGCCUCCGCAGCCUGAUAUCCCCAAGGACGAGGUUGGCUGGUACUUUGUCGAGCAGUACUACACCACCCUGUCGCGGACUCCUGAGAAACUCUACUUGUUCUACAACAAGCGCUCGCAGUUCGUGUCGGGAGAAGAGACUGACAAGGUUGCCGUGUGUGUGGGCCAACGUGCCAUCAACGACAAGAUCCGAGAUCUCGACUUCAACGACUGCAAGGUGCGCGUCACCAACGUCGACUCGCAGGCAUCCGACAGCAACAUUGUGAUUCAGGUCAUCGGAGAGCUGAGCAACCGCGGUCAGCCACAUAAGAAGUUUACUCAGACAUUCGUGCUCGCCACACAAACCAAUGGCUACUUUGUGCUGAAUGACAUCUUCCGUUACCUGGUUGAAGACGAGGAGGAGGCCGAGGCCGAGCCUGAAGUCCAGCCACCACAAGAGGAGGUGCAGCAAGUGUCUGGCACUCAGAGCGGCGUGCAAGAGCCAGCGCCAGUGGCAGCACACUCGGCCGCCCUGACCAGCUCCUCUGACCCAGCUGCCGUCGAACACGAUGCUGAGGAGGUUGACCAGAAGAUCGAGGAAAAGCUAGCGAACGGCACAAAGCCCGAGGCCGAGGAGGAGCCUGCCGCUGUUGAGGAAGAAAAGGCAGUUGAGGAGACGCCAGCAGCGCAAUCCGAGUCGGAAAGCGAGCCUACAAAGGACGUCGAGAAGGAAACCGCUACUGAGGCUGUUGCCGAGCCAGAGACGCCAAAAGACCCAGAACCUACUCGCAUUGCUACGCCUUCGAAGCAAGAUGCUCCAAAAACGGCCCCAGCCCCUAAGCCCGCAGCACCAGCUGUGCCAAAGACCUGGGCGAGCCUGGCAGCAUCCGCCGCCAAGACUGUCACGCCAGUGAUCCCACAGCCAGUCGCACAGGCUGCCAAGUCAAUCCAACAAAAGGCUGCGGCCGCCGUUCCGACCGCUCCUGCUGCCGCCAUUGCUAACGCCAUCACACCAAACACACCGUCUGCACCAUCCUCACAAGAUGCCAAAGGCAACGACUCGCAGGACGAAUGGACUGCCGUUGGGGGCAGCCACAACCGCAAUGCCUCCAAGCAGGCGAACGUUGUUCCCCAGCAGCAAGAGCCACAAUAUCGAGGGUAUAUCAAGAACGUCGCCGAUAACGUCGAGGGCGCUAAGCUCAGAGCUGAGCUUGAGAAGUUCGGUGAGGUGACCUACUUCGACAUUGCACGUCAAAAGAACUGUGCUUUCGUCGACUUUAAGACUGCCGAUGCGUACAACAAGGCCAAGGCUACCCAGUUCGAGGUUGAGGGCAACGACGUUCCUCUCUUCGUAGAGGAGCGUAAGUUCCGCCCCGGUUCUACUCCGUACGUUCCAAGAGGGCAGUACCAGGGUGGUCGUGGCGGACCUCGCGGUGGCGCCAACCAAGGUCCUCCUCGAGGUAACUUCCAGAAUGGCCGAGGUGCCCCAGGUGGACAAGGAGCGCCUCGGGGCCGUGGAGGAUAUGCUGCAGCCGGUCAACGUGGUGGCAGAGGCGGCGUCCAGGCUUAGAAACAUGUGACUCAAUCUCCUCCAGAUCGAAAUCGAGCUCGAACAGAUCGCAGCUGUUCGAGCCGCGGGCGAAGCACCUCGUCCGUGGGCUCCUCGAACACCUUUGGACGUAACGAUUAGAACACCUCGUCGACAAAACGAUGUUCUAUACACUCCAUGUACUACUACUACUGCCACCACCACCACCAUUUCUGACUACCGCCAAUACACAAGACUGCCACGUGAAAUCAACGGAACAGGACUUGUCAUGUGUCAUUAGCUAUAUUGGGGGAGGAAAAGCAUUCUUUUCAUGAGGGCGGCAAAGGCGGAAAAGCGAGCUUUGUAUCUCUGCUGUUGUUUCUGGGUUGCAUAGCGUGGCUUUUCCCAGCGUGCGUUCAAUGCUUUGAGGACGAGGGACUGUGCUUGGCUUAGAGCGGCCUGCAAGUGUAUUCGAGUGACGAGGGUUGGCCUUUGACAGAGAUAGUCUCAUAGCCGUCGCGGUAGCGGAGGAAUGUGUAUAAACAGUGAAGUCGAAGGAACCAAAACUGGGACCCUCGAGCAUGUGAAACGGACAAGAUUCAAGGUGAGAUGAUUGUGAGAAGGGAUCGCAAAGCACUCGUUUCAUUCCCUGGAUCUCCUCUAUCUCGUACAGCCUCACAGGCAGGCGUUCAUGGGUCAGAGUUUCUUUAGCUGCGUCACGAGAGCAUUCCAGCUGUUUCCAAUUAUAAUAUAAAAAAGUGAC